Messenger RNA from Amorphotheca resinae ATCC 22711, 708 nucleotides. RefSeq lists its product as hypothetical. The annotation marks the transcript as partial. The record is from RefSeq and is a predicted model, not a curated record. The transcript has 4 exons. Lineage: Eukaryota; Fungi; Ascomycota; Leotiomycetes; Helotiales; Amorphothecaceae.
AGAUUCGCGGACCAUCAAUUGGAUUAUCGUGAACGGAAACAGGCCCUCUCGAAUCUAAUCCAGACCUACCUCGCAACCUUCGCAGAUAUCGGGGUGGAGACAUGGCUCAUGCACGGCACGCUUCUAGGCUGGUGGUGGAAUCGCAAGAUCUUGCCAUGGGAUUCCGAUUCCGAUGUGCAAGUAACCGAGGCUUCGAUGCAUUUCCUCGCAACGUACUACAACAUGACCGUGUUCCACUAUAAGACGCCUCGGAUUCCGGAAGGGAGGGAUUACAUGCUGGAGGUGAACCCGCACUAUGUCAACCGGGAGCAAACGGAUACUUUGAAUGUGAUUGAUGCGCGGUGGGUUGAUACGACCAGUGGGCUGUUCAUCGAUAUCACAACUGCAAGAUACAACGAGUCCCAUCCGGCCGGAAAGGAUAUGUUGAGCUGCAAGGAUGGUCAUGAGUACAGAGAUACAUACAUCUUCCCCUUGAGGGACACCUUUUUCGAGGGCACUCCUGCGAAGAUCCCAUUCGCAUACAAGGAGGUUCUGGAGGCGGAGUACAAGCCGAAGGCUCUGACCUUGACCGAUUAUGAAGGCCACCACUUUGAUGAAGAAAAGCUCGAGUGGGUUCCAGUGUCAAAGAAUUCACCGUCCACGCCCAGAUCUGGUAAGGCCCAACCAGCCAAGUCUACUCGAGCCCCUAAAGUUAAUUGUCUCUUGUAG